Molecule: messenger RNA, 798 nt
Organism: Aspergillus clavatus NRRL 1
Lineage: Eukaryota; Fungi; Ascomycota; Eurotiomycetes; Eurotiales; Aspergillaceae
Product: Sec63 complex subunit SEC66
Exons: 3
Coding region: 1-798 (265 amino acids)
Biological process (GO): post-translational protein targeting to membrane, translocation
Cellular component (GO): Sec62/Sec63 complex
Source: RefSeq, a predicted model, not a curated record
AUGGUAGAUUGGCUCAGUCUCGCCGUGCCGCUCGCCUACCUCGGCGUUCUGCUCGGCUCUCUCGCGACUUUCUCCUCGCUAUACCGGAAACGCAAAGCCACAAAGGCCACCUCGCUAGAACCAUGGUUCCCUCCUCACCUCCAACGAGACAUCUACUUUUCCCUCCUCCACCUUGACCCUCCAGCAUCGUCUUCUGGCAAAGAGAAAAAGGCCCCUGCAGUACCAGAGUCGGUGCUGAAGGCUGCUCUCCUCAGACGCGCAACCGAGGAUAUCAAGCGGGUCAUGGCGCUCCGGAGCCAGAAGCAGGCGCUGGCCAUGCUUCUCCAACGGGGCAGUGUCGGUGACGAUCUGUGGCAGCGCUUCCAAAGAGCUGAGAAGGAAAUGGAGGAUGAAGUACGGGAUGUUGUUGCGGAGGCCAAUGCGUACGUUCCCGGUUGGGGCCAGACGAUCUUCCAGUCAGCAAAUGAGAUGCUCAACAACGUCAUCUUCCGCGAGCGGAUGGAGACCUAUCAGAGCAAGGUGAAGGAGGAGCGCGAGUGGUGGGAUAAGAAGAAGGCGAGCAUCCAAGAGGGUUUUAUGAAGGAGCUGGAUGCAGAGGGCUCGGGCCCCGCCAAGGUUGAACAGGCAAGCUCUGUCACAACGACGACGAACUCGACCUCUGGCACAAUGACCCCCGAGUCAUCUGCGGCGCCUUCCACCGUCGCUGAGAGCGACGAUGAAGCUGUAUUGGUGAACGCUGAUGACACUGCAGGGGGGUCAGGGAGUGCCAGUAAGAAGAAAAAGAAGGGGAAGAAAUGA